Tyto alba (common barn owl) is the source of this 665-nucleotide messenger RNA. RefSeq names its product vasotocin-neurophysin VT. Gene Ontology annotation, molecular function: neurohypophyseal hormone activity. NCBI's taxonomy places the organism in Eukaryota, Metazoa, Chordata, Aves, Strigiformes, Tytonidae. Bases 14 to 559 code for a protein of 181 amino acids. The transcript has 3 exons. The record is from RefSeq and is a predicted model, not a curated record. Gene Ontology annotation, cellular component: extracellular region; secretory granule.
AGCACGGGGCCAGAUGCAAAGCGAGCAGCAGGGCGCGUGGCUUCCCCUGGCACGGCUGCCGGCGCCCCCCAGCAUGGCAGAGCCUUCGCUGCCCCUCUCCUUCCUCUGCCUCCUCGCCUUGUCCUCCGCCUGCUACAUCCAGAACUGCCCCCGGGGUGGCAAGAGGGCCCUGGCCGACACAGCCCUCCGACAGUGCAUGCCCUGCGGCCCCGGGAACAGAGGCAACUGCUUCGGCCCCGGCAUCUGCUGCGGCGCCGAGCUGGGCUGUUACCUGGGCACGGCGGAGACGCAGCGCUGCGCCGAGGAAGACUACCUGCCUUCACCCUGCCAGGCCGGGGGGCAGCCCUGCGGCUCCGGGGGCCGCUGCGCCGCGGCCGGCAUCUGCUGCACCGCCGAAACCUGCGCGAUGGACGCGGGCUGCCUGGACGAGGGCAGUGACGGGGCUCAGGAGACGGCGGAGAAGAACCUGACGGUGCUGGACGGUUCGGCCGGGGAUCUGCUCCUCAAGCUGAUGCACUUGGCGAACCGGCAGCAGCAGGGCAAGCACCCCCUCCUCUGAGCUGGGGCGCCGGGCGUCCCCCCCCCUCCCCACCUUGGCAACGCCACCGAUCCCCCAACCCCAACUUUGUAAAUACAAAACCCAAUAAAAGUCCUCAUGCACUGUG